Purpureocillium takamizusanense is the source of this 1862-nucleotide messenger RNA. It is a transcript of the gene CPS1, whose product is annotated as Gly-Xaa carboxypeptidase. Lineage: Eukaryota; Fungi; Ascomycota; Sordariomycetes; Hypocreales; Ophiocordycipitaceae. The coding region runs from base 1 to 1737 and encodes 578 amino acids. The transcript has a single exon. Gene Ontology annotation, cellular component: fungal-type vacuole lumen. Gene Ontology annotation, molecular function: metallocarboxypeptidase activity. The record is from RefSeq and is a predicted model, not a curated record.
AUGGCAAAACAACGAAACGCGUCCCAGUCGCGCAGCAACGCGCUGCUGUCGCUCCUAUUCCGCUCGGCGAUCUUGGUCGCCGUGUUAUCACUUGCGUUGACAUACCUCAAUAAUUCGCUUUGGUCUCGCAUCACGGAACGCCUUGGUCGCGACCUGGACAAGUACGUCAGGGGCAGUAGCUCUCAUGUAUGCAGGCAAGCAGCAAAGCUCUCGCCAACAAACACGAAAUCGGAGCGCUUUGUCCGGGGCAAGGUCGAAUCGCCAGCGUACCAUGCAGAGAUCAUCCAGAAACUCUCUGGCAUCAUCCAGAUACCCUCGGAAAGCUACGACGAGCUCGGACCCAUUGGCACCGACGACCGCUGGAAUGUCUUCUACCGCAUCGAGGCUUUCAUCAAGUCGAAGUAUCCAAAGGUCCUCGAAAAGGCCGUAUUGGAGCAUGCAAACACCCACGGCCUGGUAUUAACAUGGAAUGGAAGCCUGCCGUCGUCACAGGCCAAGCCGCUCCUCAUGCUUGCGCAUCAAGAUGUCGUACCCGUGCUCGCCGACACCGUGCAAGACUGGACACACCCACCUUACCAGGGACAUUUUGACGGCGAGAUCAUCUGGGGCCGAGGCGCCACGGACGACAAAGGCUAUAUGAUCUCUAUCCUCGAGAGCGUCGACUUGCUUAUGAAGAGCGGAUUCGAGCCAAAGAGAACUGUGAUAUUGGCGUUUGGCUGCGACGAAGAGAUCAGUGGCGAGAAUUGCGGGCGGCCCAUCGCAGAUUUUCUACAUCGUCGAUACGGCGACGAGGGUAUAUACCUGAUCAUGGACGAGGGCUCCAUGGGGAUACAGAAAGAGUUCAACCAGUCCUUUGCCAUGGUCAGUGUCGCCGAGAAGGGGUAUCUCGAUAUCGGCAUCAACGUGACGUCGACUGGUGGCCAUGCGUCAACGCCGCCGGACCAUAAUGUCAUCGGCAUCAUGUCGGAAAUCGUCCUGGCCAUUGAGGAAAAUGCAUUCCCGGGAAGAGUUACGACAAAGAACCCGAUGUUUGGCUUCCUGGAAUGCGCAGCUGUACACGCUCCGCCAUCCAGUAUGCCUUUGGCGGUGCGAAAGAGAUUGAGCUCGGUCGCACGCGGCGAUGCCCAUGCGGAGACACAACUGGCACGAGACCUGGACGAUAUGCGAUAUUACUUCCGCACAAGCCAGUCAGUUGGGAAGAUGAGUGGCGGCGUUAAGAUAAACGCCAUACCGGAAAUCGCAUCCUCCAUGGUCAAUCUUCGUCUGGCCGUGGAGUCGUCAAUCAGCCUUGUCCAACAGCACUACGAGAAUCUCGUCCGGCCCAUUGCACAAAAACAUGGCAUGGUCUUUGAGGGAUUUCAAUCGUCGUAUGAAUCCACCGAGCGCCGAAAAGUGAGCCUCUAUGGAGUCGACGCCUUGGAGCCCGCGCCCGUCUCUCCGCUCGACAGCGAAUCCUGGAGGGUUCUGUCUGGCACAAUCCGAAAUACACUACGGCCACUGGACGAUGACAACGAACUCAUUGUCACGCCAUACUUGAUGCCUGCCAAUACCGACACCAAAUUCUUCUGGGCAUUGACCAAGAACAUAUACCGAUUCACGCCAAUCAAUCUCGUGGAAAAUCUGAAUAGGGCGCACACAACCAACGAGUUCAUCCGCGCGGACGAGUUUGUCAGAGAGCCUCUUUUCUUUGCUACCUUGAUUUUAAAUGCAGACGAUGCGGUUCAAGCUGGAGACUAGGUAGCAUCGUCAUUUAUGGAACAGAAAACUGCUUCGGAGGUCGUUUGUUGAACCUUCCCUAGCCGCAGUUUACUGUCAAUAGUGAGCAUGCAUUGUAGCCUCAAUCAUAUGCAUGUGUAGUCAAA